This is a messenger RNA of Microtus oregoni (creeping vole), 1620 nucleotides long. RefSeq names its product rho GTPase-activating protein 7-like. The record is from RefSeq and is a predicted model, not a curated record. NCBI's taxonomy places the organism in Eukaryota, Metazoa, Chordata, Mammalia, Rodentia, Cricetidae. The transcript has 5 exons. The coding region runs from base 262 to 1620 and encodes 452 amino acids.
AACUGCUCAGAAUAGAGCUGUGACCUCAGCCACGAAAUGUGAAUUUAGAUUCUGGGGACGUUAACGGGACGGACUCCUCUCCUACCCUGGCUGCAACAGCGUCGUACCUUGGCGGCACCGUAACUCCUGGUCCAGGCGACAAAAUGGCAGAACACACUCUUUUCUUUGAUCCAUGAAUUCAAAAUCUUCUACUGUCAAGUUCCAUCCCUGGUGAACGUCAUAUGGAAUGCAUCUCCUUGUCUGUCGUUAAGCUAUGGUGACAUGUCUGUAGCUAUCAGAAAAAGGAGUUGGGAAGAGCAUGUGACCCAAAAGACUGGACAGCCUUUUAAUUCUGAUGAGUAUGACAUAGCAUGUCAUCACGGACUGGCAUCCGACAGCUUGCAGGCAAGUAUGGAAAAAGAUGCAACCUUAAAUGUGGACCAUAUAGAGAAGUGUGCCUCUCUACCAGACUGCUGCUGUGGGCCCGAGCCACGAGACUUCCCUGGGAAGCCAAUGGGUCACAUUUCACAGGAGGUGGAUGAUAGUGGCAGCCAGAAAGGGGACGAGCAGUUUCUGUCUCUGGAGGCCAGCACAGAGACGUUAGUGCACAUUUCUGAUGAGGAUACUGACUCUGAUCUCCACCUUACCGGUGAUGCACAGAUUUCAACUCCCCAAAGACAUGAACGAGACAGCCAAUGUAGUGAUGAAGGAGCAGGCUCCUUCCUCAAGACACUGUCCACUAUACAAAGUAACCAAGACUCAUAUAACUCCUGGAGGAAGGCUGGUGAAGCCAAUGUAUCUCCAGCAGAAGAAAGCGGGAAAAGGCAAGGUGCUGAUGCUGUAACUAAAAGCCUGGAGCUUUGUAAGGAUAUAAAUUCAAAGGAAACAAAAGAUGUGCCCAAAGAAAAUGCAUGUGAUUCUUUGAAUGUGGAAGAUACAACACCUGAGACCCAACUGCUUAAUUCUGCGGUAAUUGCGCAACAACGAAGGAAACCUGACUUCCCUAAAGAGGAACAGGAAAAAAAUCACCAGUGCGUAGCAGAAGACGAGUUCCUGGCUGCUCCUUAUGCCGACAGGGGACCGCCAUUAUUAAAAGCAGAUUUUGGAAGCUGCCUUUUGCAGCCUCCUUCCUGUGCGGGUGGAAUGUCAGCAGAAAGUGACCUGGACAAGAGCGGGUUCUCAGAACAUCAAAACAACAGCCCUCACAAGGUCAACGCAGACGAUGGCAUGCAGUGUUUACACUUAAGGGGCCCAGUGACCACCCAGGAGACCAUAGACAAUCAAGUCAGACUGCGCAAGAGAAAGGACACAAGGGACAAUCAAGACAGGCCACGGCUGGACUCCAUGGUGCUGCUAAUAAUGAAACUGGACCAACUAGACCAAGACAUCGAGAACGCUCUCAGCACUGCCUCUUCCCCAUCCAGUACCCCGACGAACCUGCGACGGCAUGUCCCUGAUCUGGAAUCAGGAUCUGAAAGCAGGACAGAUAGUAUCUCAGUAAAUCAGACGCAGGUGACUCUGUCUUCUAACACUGACUCCACCGAUUCAUGGUCCACUCCAGAGAGCAUUUCUGGAACAAAACCCAAGGCAAUGGAAAAUGUGAAGUGCAGUGGGAAAAUAGUAUUUGACUCUAAAAGGUAA